This is a messenger RNA of Octodon degus (degu), 6655 nucleotides long. RefSeq names its product ubiquitin associated and SH3 domain containing B (gene Ubash3b). Gene Ontology annotation, biological process: collagen-activated tyrosine kinase receptor signaling pathway; peptidyl-tyrosine dephosphorylation; platelet aggregation. The record is from RefSeq and is a predicted model, not a curated record. Lineage: Eukaryota; Metazoa; Chordata; Mammalia; Rodentia; Octodontidae. The transcript has 14 exons. The coding region runs from base 281 to 2209 and encodes 642 amino acids. Gene Ontology annotation, cellular component: cytoplasm. Gene Ontology annotation, molecular function: protein tyrosine phosphatase activity; protein binding.
GCUCCGAGAACCCGAGGAAGGGCCGAAGGAGAAAGGGCUGCUGCGGGCGCGGCGCGGAGACUCCGGGGCCAGGCCAGUGGCGGCUGACGCGGAGGAUCGCGCGGAAGCGGCCGGCGGGAGCUCGGGUGGCCUCACCAGGAAGCGCCGAAGUCCGGACCCGGGAAGCGCGGGGCGCCCGCUGUCCCCACCAAACCCGCGCCGCGAAGCGCCCCGGGCCCUGGGCGAUGGCCGGGCGCUGAGCCGCCAAAGGACGGACGGACUGACGGCGCAGCCCCUCGGCAUGGCCGCGCGCGAGGAGCUGUACAGCAAAGUCACCCCGCGGAGGAGCCGCCAGCAGCGCCCCGGCACGAUCAAGCAUGGCUCGGCGCUGGACGUGCUGCUCUCCAUGGGGUUCCCCAGGGCCCGCGCACAAAAGGCCUUGGCAUCCACGGGAGGAAGAAGCGUUCAGGCAGCAUGUGACUGGUUGUUCUCCCACGUGGGCGACCCCUUCCUGGAUGACCCCCUGCCCCGGGAAUACGUCCUCUACCUCCGCCCCACCGGCCCCUUAGCACAGAAGCUCUCCGACUUCUGGCAGCAGUCGAAGCAAAUCUGCGGGAAGAACAAGGCCCACAACAUCUUCCCCCACAUCACCCUCUGCCAGUUCUUCAUGUGUGAGGACAGCAAGGUGGACGCCCUGGGGGAGGCCCUGCAGACCACAGUCAGCCGCUGGAAGUGCAAAUUCUCGGCACCCCUGCCCCUGGAGCUGUACACCUCCUCCAACUUCAUCGGCCUCUUUGUGAAGGAGGACAGUGCAGAGGUCCUCAAGAAGUUCGCUGCAGACUUCGCCGCUGAGGCCGCAUCCAAGGCCGAAGUACAUGUGGAGCCUCAUAAGAAGCAGCUGCACGUCACCCUGGCUUACCACUUCCAAGCCAGCCACCUACCCACCCUGGAGAAACUAGCCCAGAACAUUGAUGUCAAACUGGGGUGCGACUGGGUGGCCACCAUAUUCUCUCGGGACAUCCGGUUUGCUAACCAUGAGACGUUGCAGGUGAUCUACCCCUACACCCCGCAGAACGAUGACGAGCUGGAGCUGGUCCCGGGGGACUUCAUCUUCAUGUCUCCCAUGGAGCAGACCAGCACCAGCGAGGGCUGGAUCUAUGGCACCUCUCUGACCACUGGCUGCUCCGGACUCCUGCCCGAGAACUACAUCACCAAGGCUGACGAGUGCAGCACCUGGAUCUUUCACGGUUCGUACUCCAUCUUAAAUACGGCAUCAUCCAGCUCGCUCACGUUUGGUGAUGGGGUGUUAGAGAGGCGGCACUAUGAGGACCAGGGACUUGGAGAGACGACGCCCCUGACCAUCAUCUGCCAGCCCAUGCAGCCUCUGAGAGUCAACAGCCAGCCGGGCCCUCAGAAGCGCUGCCUCUUUGUGUGUCGGCAUGGAGAGAGGAUGGAUGUUGUUUUUGGGAAGUACUGGCUGUCUCAGUGCUUUGAUGCCAAAGGCCGCUACAUUCGCACCAACCUGAACAUGCCUCACAGCUUACCUCAGCGGAGUGGUGGCUUCCGGGAUUAUGAGAAAGAUGCUCCCAUCACCGUGUUCGGGUGCAUGCAAGCCAGACUAGUGGUUUUCCUCACAGGUGAAGCCUUGUCAGAAAGUAAUACUGUCAUCGAUCACAUCUACUGCUCCCCAUCCCUGCGCUGCGUUCAGACAGCACAGAACAUCUUGAAAGGUUUACAACAAGAGAAUCACUUAAAGAUUCGUGUGGAGCCUGGUUUAUUUGAGUGGACAAAGUGGGUUGCUGGGAACACAUUACCUGCGUGGAUACCUCCGUCAGACUUAGCUGCAGCCAACCUGAGUGUUGAUACAACCUACAGACCUCACAUUCCAAUCAGCAAAUUAGUGGUCUCAGAAUCCUACGACACUUACAUCAGUAGAAGUUUCCAAGUAACAAAGGAGAUAAUAAGCGAGUGUAAAGGGAAAGGAAAUAACAUUCUCAUUGUGGCCCAUGCAUCCUCCCUCGAGGCCUGUACCUGCCAGCUUCAGGGCCUGUCGCCUCAGAACUCCAAGGACUUCGUGCAAAUGGUCCGAAAGAUCCCAUACCUGGGCUUUUGUUCCUGUGAAGAAUUAGGAGAAACUGGAAUAUGGCAGCUGACAGACCCACCCAUCCUUCCCCUUACCCACGGACCCACUGGGGGCUUCAACUGGAGGGAAACACUGCUGCAAGAGUAAGCCCACGAGGGCUGAGAGGGAACAUUCUUUUGGAGAAGGAUCUGCUGGGUAUUCAGUAACAGUGGAAAACUCUGCACAGCGUUCUAAGUGGGCAGCUCAAAUUUAACACACUUCCUUUCAUGCUUAAGGUUCUUCUGACUUUGAGACUACAAAAAUGAGCAAAAGACAUGAUUCGGGGGCAGAAAAAUGCAUCCUCUUGGGACUCUUGCUUAGCUAUCAAGGCCUUGGAGAAUCAGCUUCCUGAACCUGCUCCCGCUGCAGCAGAGGCCCAGCUUCAUCCUUGUUCAGGGUGUGGGUAGCUAAGGCGCUUUGCUUCUCCCUACCGGAGCUACUGCCCCCUCCCAGGAGGGAUGUGGGAAGGAGGAACGUGUCCAGAAGGCAGUCUGGGGAUGGGAUGGACAUUCUGCCGAGCUCCAUUUUCAAUUUAGUCAAAACUAAGCUGACAAAUCCUGCUAAGGUUACUAGAAAACAUGCCCCACUGAGAGUUGUCCUUAGGUUACACCUCCAGAUCUACCCUCAGUAGACUUGGUCCAUUAGCAUUGCUGACUCCCAGACACCCGCUGAAGGAGUGUAGUAUUUGCCCUGGUAUUUUCUCAUUUUCUCGCAGGGGUGGGGGUGGAGGGCUUCCUACUUCUAUCCAUGAAAUGGUGAGAGAAAGCACUUCUCCAAAGCACUUUUAGGUUCUCAAGAGGAAGAUCAGAUAAAUGUGAGGCAUAUUCAAGCUAGGUGCAGAGAACUUGCAAAAUAUAAAGUACACUGGGGUUACCUGCGCUGCAGCCUGAUGAGCCGAGCACUUCUAAGUCCCCAAGAUUGGCUUGUCUUUGCCCCCAGACUCUGACAGUGGUAACUAGCUAAGGAGGUCAUUUUGAAAGGAUGUGUGUUGAGUGCAUCAUGUGGAUCUGCAGGAAGCUCAUUCCGACACCGUGGACGUUGUGACAGACCACAGCAAGGGCCCGGUUAUGGUGCUGCCCAGUACGCACCAGCCAAACAAUGUCCGAGGCUGCACCCAUGGUACCCAGAUGUAGAACGAAGUCAGGGAAGUAAUGUAACUGGUGGCAGUCAUGACUGCGCUACUCCUUGGGCUGUCCUCUUCCUGUUUGUCUUUCUCUGAUGAUUUAAAAUCUAUAGGAGGUAGGGCUACUUGAGGGAAGCUGGAGGACCAUAGCCUGGUUUCUCACUACAGAUACUUCCUGUAUUUAGAGGGAGUUUAUUUAAAAGAAAAAUAAAUGACAAUCAAACCAAAACAUCAGUUAUUAAUGUCUAUUUAAUUGUGUAAGUAGCUGACUAUUAUUAGAGCCGCAGACGGUGGUCUGGUAGGCUAGAGUUCACCAUGUGGAAUGUGUGUACAUUGCAAAACCCCAACCAUUUAAACGAAAUAUUAGUAUUUGACAAAUCUAUAUGAGCUGUAGCCACAUUGAAUAAAUUGUAAAACCCAGACAUAUGUUUAUAAAAAUAGACCUGUACUGGUAUUUGAAAUUGAAAUUAGACAACUGCUGGAAAAAAAGAAGUGAAAGGUGAUUUGCUACAUAUGUUAGCAAAAGGAUUAUGAUUAUAUGUUUUAAAGACACCUAGAGAAAUAUGAUAUGAAAUUUCCAUUUUAAGAAACAAACUGUGGUUUCUCCUCGCAUUGCACCAUAUUGCUCUGGCUUCUGACCAUAGAAAUCACUCUGUGCUGACAGGAUUCUGUGUUUGAACCUUGCAGGGUCUAGGGUGGAAAUUCUCCCACUAAAGUUCGUACAACUCACAUUUCAGCUAACUUCAUGAGGUUACUGCCCCUGCCACUCGUUCUGCUGGUAUUGAUAAAGAAGUGGGUCCACUGUUUAAUCAUAUCUAUAAUGUUUAUAGACUCACCACAAGUUCUCAUGGGUUUUGAAUGCUUAGAAUAAUACUUGAACACUUCAUAUCAAAUUUCCUGAAAACUGUAGGAGUGUGUUCUGGACAAUGUCUGUACUUUUAUAAAAUAGAGUUGAAAAUGUGUUACCCCAUCCAUCUUUCUUCAGGAUGUCCUAUGAUGUCCUGAGAAUCAGUUGGAUGACAGAGCUUCAUCCCAUUGUCCUUAGUCCAGUAUCAGGUAGCCUUAGGCAACAAUCUACAGAAGCCAAAGGAAGAAUGGGUCUGAAACAAUUUUCUGAAUAAUUUGGGUGGAAAACCUUGAAUAUAAGAAAAAUUAUAUUCCUCUGCUGUAAUCAACUAGAUUGCUUAUCAAAAUGGCUGAGUAAUUUGAAUUCACAUUGAAAUCUUAUUUCACACUUAACUACUUAAAAAACUAAAGUUGGACUCCAACCAAGAAAUGAUAAAUCAUGUUGAAUCUAUGUGUAAUAAAAGAGACAACUGUUUUUCCAAAUUUCACGUUCUUAUAAAAAUUUUAGAUUGACAUUAUAACCUGAAGUUAAGGUGUGCUUUUUCUGACCUGAGGCUGAUGUUGAUUAAAACCUGUGAUACAUGGAGGAAGGAUAGAAAAGAAAUGAGGGAAAGAAUUACCAGAAAAGGAUCAAAUGAUUUCUUAUAUAAAGGAUUGUUUUUGAAGUUAAAAAGCUGUUGGAAAUAAGCUAGUGGAAAUAAAUUAGCUAAAGGGCUUGGUCUAGGAUUGCAAAUCUCAGUGUGCUCCUACAAGUGUGCUACAUCAGUGUGCUAAAGUCCGAGUGCUAGCUAUAGGUAGAGCUUGGCUUUCUGUGAUCUUAAAAUGCCACAUUGGUUCCUUGUGGACCAGAAUAAAAGGCGCAUUUUAAUGCAUGGGCUGAGGGUUUCAUUUUCCCAGGCUCUGCUCCCCAUCAUUUUCUGGGCACCAGAAGCCUCCCUGAUAGGAGCUGAGGUGACAGUGUUUCCCACUACAUUUAGAUUCAGAGAAUCUGAAUGGCUGAUUAAAUGGCCAUCUGAUGGCUGAAAGAGGGGGGUAUUUUUCACCCUGUAGUGAAAGGCUUAGAGGAGUUUCUACUUUUUUUUUAAAUUAUACUUUAACCAAAGACUUAUUUUAAAGUAAUCUUAUAUUUGAAAGAUGACUUUUGCAAAAUAAAUGAAUAAAUGCCUUCUGGAAUAUCAGGUUGAUAAAUCAUCGUUGAUCAUUUUCUCGUCAGCCAUGUCUGGGACGCACAUAGACUGUCCCAUUGUGUGUAGCAUUGCCAUAGAUGUUUCUUUUCCACUCAACUAGCUGUAUUCGUAUUAAAAUGAAGUCUCCUAUUUCAAUUACCUAGUGUCGUUGAGAAGGCAUUGAACAGCAGCAAGAAGAGAAGUCCCUAUCUGUUGCCUUUGUAGAAAGGCUUCCCUGUGUGGUAGCGAGGCACUCCCCCACCAGUGUUUAAAUCUAAAAGCGGUGAUGAAUUGCUCUUUUGAAUCCACUGAGUCGUGCAUGUGUUAGAAUACAGAUGAACCUCCGUUUAAUUUUCACAGGCUUUAGUGCAGUCUACUGCACUGAAUCGGCACCGCGAAGUUAGCUGAUGAGGCUCUGGUGAUUUGCAUUUAAAUUAUAAUCCAGCCUGCAAGUGAGAAGGAACAGGCUAUGGUUUGAGGAGGCUGUCGUGAGGGAGGGAUGAGACUGAUGGAGAAAAGGGUGAGGGACAGAGGAGGAAGAAGUGCCUCAACAUCAAUUUGGAUUAAUGUUGACUUUCCAGAGGUGACAGAAGCAUGCUGGCAGUGUUGGCAGAUGCACUGCAUUUUUUAAACAUAGGAUUAAAAUUGGAUUUGCUUCUCUUUGAUACUUUAACAGAUUGAAUUUUCCUAGGAAAGUGACUAGCUAAUAUACUGAAAAUUUAAGGGAAGGGGAAAAAGAUUGCCUCACAUUGCAGAGGAAAUAACUUGAUUUUUAAAUACAUGUAACAUUAGGUUUGGUGUAUGUAGGCUUACGAUUAUAGUGAUGAAUAGUCAAACUUAAUAGACAAUCAAUUCUUACAAAUAUUUUACCCAGUAUUACUUAGUUGCCAUAACAACAACAACAACAACAAAAAUCAGAAUUCUGCAGCUGUUCAGCUAAUUAUGGACUCUAUACAGGACACAUAUGUAUAAUGAAAAAUGUGUAAUGUUUUUUGUCAAUUGCCAGUCAGGUGGGGAUGCUACCCCAAAGCUUUUUGUUAUGCAUAGACCAUUCUAAACCUGCUAUGUGGGGGAGGCAUAUGGUUUCUCAUUUAUAGGACUAUUGUAUCAUUUUUUUCUAUGUGAUUCCAGUGUAUUUAUUUGAAAAAUAGUUUGUAUUCACCAAAAGGAAGACCACACCUGUCUGUAUUAUCAGAUUCCUUGUACAUUCCCUGUGCCAUUUGUGCUUUCCUGGCCUAGAGCUUGUCCCCUGAUAGAACCGUGGCACCAUUGUAACCAGCCCGCUGCACCCCAGGCCGGUCACCACGCAAGUGGUCCCUAGGUGAUUUAAUAAAGAGAACUGGUGUCCUCGGUUGAUCCAGAGCAAUCACAUAUUAAACCCUGGGCGGUGUCUGCUGCUAUCGUGUUCUCAGAUGUUAA